Molecule: messenger RNA, 1221 nt
Organism: Glycine soja
Lineage: Eukaryota; Viridiplantae; Streptophyta; Magnoliopsida; Fabales; Fabaceae
Exons: 2
Coding region: 1-1221 (406 amino acids)
Source: RefSeq, a predicted model, not a curated record
AUGGAAUGUAUAUCUACAUCCUUCUUCAGUGUGGCAGUUAAUGGUUCUAUUUAUGGGCAUUUCAAAGGGCAGCGUGGUCUUAGGCAAUGGGAUCCUCUUUCCCCUUACCUUUUUGUUCUCUAUAUUGAAUAUUUUGCCCGGGAUAUACAAAGCCUCAAGGACAAUGCCAAUUUCCAAUUUAAUCCUAACUGUGCAGUCACUCAGCUUUCUCACUUGACAUUUGCUGAUGAUAUUAUGCUCCUGUCCAGAGGAGACCUGCCCUCUGUGUCUGCAAUCUAUGCCAAACUGCAACACUUUUGCAAUGUCUCAGGAUACUUGGGUGUUCCCUUUUUAUCAUCUAGGCUGAAUGUCUGCCACUAUGCUCCCUUACUUUCUCAUAUUACUUGUCUCAUUCAAGGAUGGAGCAGAAAAUCUCUAUCCUAUGCAGGGAAGGUGGAGCUUAUAAGGGCUGUUAUUCAGGGUAUUGCUAACUUCUGGAUGAGUAUCUUCCCCUUGCCCCAAUCUGUUUUGGACACAAUCAUUGCUACAUGCCGCAACUUUCUUUGGGGAAAAGCUGAUGGUGGUAAGAUCAAACCUUUGGUGGCUUGGUCUGAAGUUUGCACUCCCAAAAAAGAGGGCGGGUUAGGCCUCUUUAAUCUCAAGGACUGGAACAUCGCUCUCCUGUCCUGUAUUCUUUGGGACUUGCACUCAAAGAAGGAUUCCCUUUGGGUCCGAUUGGUCCAUCAUUAUUAUUUCAAAGGAGGCAAUGUGUGGGACUUUAUUAGUUCCUCUUCAGACUCUGUCUUUAUUCAGAUCAGGGACAUUAUCAUCUCUAAAGAAGAAAAUAUUGAGGUAGCCAAGCUGAUGCUAAAUUCUUGGGGUUGUAAUGAACAGACGCUUGCGGGGAAGAUGUAUGAUUACAUCAGAGGGACCAGACCUGUUGUCCACUGGAGUUCUAUUAUUUGGAAUCCAGUCAUUCCGUCAAAGAUGUCCUUUAUUCUGUGGCUUGCUACCAAGAACCGUCUGCUCGCUCUUGACAGAGCUGCCUUCCUGAACAAGGGUUUCCUCUGCCCUUUGUGCACUAAUGAGGCAGAAUCCCAUGCUCAUUUGUUCUUCUCUUGCAGAAUUUCUCUUCGAGUUUGGGCUCAUAUUCGCGACUGGAUUCCACUAAAAAGGCAAUCUAUUUCUCUUCAGCACAGUAUCAGUGCUCUCAUUCGUCGUAGAGCCACAUCGGGCGUUUAG